Molecule: messenger RNA, 978 nt
Organism: Raphanus sativus (radish)
Lineage: Eukaryota; Viridiplantae; Streptophyta; Magnoliopsida; Brassicales; Brassicaceae
Product: phenylacetaldehyde reductase-like
Exons: 6
Coding region: 1-978 (325 amino acids)
Molecular function (GO): oxidoreductase activity, acting on the CH-OH group of donors, NAD or NADP as acceptor
Source: RefSeq, a predicted model, not a curated record
AUGAACAGCGAGGAAGAGAAGACGGUGUGUGUGACAGGAGCUUCAGGUUACAUCGCUUCAUGGAUCGUAAAGCUUCUACUUCUCCGUGGCUACACCGUGAAAGCCUCUGUUCGUGAUCCAAAUGAUCCAAGGAAAACAGAGCAUUUGCUUGCAUUAGAAGGUGCAGAGGAAAGGCUUCAAUUGUUCAAAGCAAACUUGUUAGAAGAAGGCUCUUUCGAUUCAGCCAUUGAUGGCUGCCAAGGUGUUUUCCACACCGCCUCACCAUUCUAUCACGAUGUCAAAGAUCCUCAGGCUGAGUUACUAGAUCCAGCGGUGAAAGGAACAAUCAAUGUUCUAAGCACUUGCUUGAAGACUCCCUCUGUUAAGAGAGUCGUCUUAACCUCAUCUAUAGCAGCUGUUGCUUUCAAUGGCAUGCCUCGAACACCCGAUACCAUAGUUGAUGAGUCAUGGUUCGCUGAUCCUGAAUAUUGCAGAGCUGCCAAGCUAUGGUAUGUACUGUCCAAGACAUUAGCUGAAAACGCAGCGUGGAAGUUCGCCAAAGAGAAUGAUAUGCAGUUGGUUUCGAUAAACGCAGCAAUGGUGAUUGGUCCUCUUUUACAACCAACCCUCAACACUAGUGCUGCUGCAGUACUGAGCUUGAUCAAAGGAGCACAGACGUUUCCUAAUGCGACAUUUGGGUGGGUUAACGUUAAAGAUGUAGCAAACGCUCAUAUUCAAGCGUUUGAGAAUCCGGAUGCUAAUGGAAGAUACUGUUUAGUGGAGAGAGUUGCUCAUUACUCUGAAGUUGUUAACAUUUUGCAUGAUCUUUACCCUGAUUUUCAACUCCCUGAGAAGUGUUCAGAUGAAAAGAUAUUUAUUCCAACCUACAAAGUGUCUAAAGAGAAAGCAGAGUCUCUUGGGAUUGAGUUUGUGCCAUUAGAGGUUAGCAUAAAGGAGACUGUUGAGAGUUUGCAAGACAAAGGGUUCAUCAGAUUCUGA